CAUCCUUCAUCCGGGUCCCUGCGUGCCCCUUCUGCCAAGCAGCGCUGACUACACAGUCUGUAGGAUGACAUCACGGGGCAUAGGAAUGGCGGCUGUGACUGAUGAUGGAGGAAGGAGUCAAGAGACCCUGAAACUUUAUUCUAACGUCGCUUAGAAAGAAUUCUGCUUUCAAGAGGCGUAGAAACGUUGUUCGACCAUAGCAUAGAUUCAGAAAAGAAGUGUUGCUAGAUCCACGGUUCGAUUUAGACGUCCAGACCUGAGAGUGCACUACUGUUGACUUUUUUGAGGCUAGUUUUCUAGCUAGCUUGGCUGGCUUGUGUGGAUUGACGAUUGCCACAGCCUGUAGCUAGCUAGGCUAGCAUUUGUUUGCAGGCCAAUUCUGUCUAGGUUAUUUUUAUUUGGCCUAACAAAGACCUGAAAUAGCUCCAGCGUAUACAACAAGUUUAUUGCUUUAUCAUAUCACAAUUUGGCUGUUUUCGGCAUUUUUGCUUGCCAGAAGGAAGCUAAGCUAACCAGCAUCGUCUGUCCCCUCUCGCCCUUUUUCGGGGAUCAGUUCUGGCAAGUAACGUUAACUAGGACUCAUCAACAGCCAGUUGUCCGCGUACUGGGAACAUUUUAUGCCAUCAUGGAAAGUCUUACUCUAAGCGACGUGGAACAGAAAUACUACUCGGACCUGUUCGUUUAUUGCGACACGGACAACACCAAGAAAGUGGCUUCGAACGGGAGAGUUCUUGACCUUUUCCGGGCGGCCCAGCUUCCCAGCGAGGUGGUAUUGCAGAUCACAGAACUGUGCGGUGCCACCAGACUGGGCCAUUUUGGACGGAGCCAGUUCUACAUAGCCCUGAAACUCAUCGCCAUAGCCCAGUCUGGCCUGCCUCUACGCGUCGAGAGCCUGAACUCCGUGAAGGACCUGCCUCUGCCCAGAUUCCUGGUGGGGAAGAACGAGCAGGAGACCAGGCACCAGGCCCUCUACCCGGACUCUGACAACCAGGGGCCUUACCCCGGGGUCAUCCCCAGACCCCCCGGACGUGGCCAGGCCAAGAAGAUUACCACCGCCCCCCACGAGGUCAUCCAGCCCUGUGGGCCUAGCUUAGAUACACAGCCUGACUCCACCUCUCCGGUCGUGUCCCCCCACCAGUCCCCCCCCACCUCACCCCCCUCCUGGAGGAAGCAGCACAAACGGCAGGCCAGCGGGGGGAACGCUGACAGACAGCCUGUUGUCACCGGGGCGCUGUGGACGCCUUUCAGAGAAGCACAGUCAGGACCAGUGUCAGCUGAUGGGAUGUGGUCGGCCCACUCCCCCCCACCCGUUCAAGAAAGCUGGGAGAGCUCGUCGAUCAGGUCGGUGGCCUCAGCUGCGACCACCAAUGAGAUCCAAAGACAGUCGAGUAGCUAUGACGACCCCUGGCGAAUCACGGACGAGCAGAGGCAGUAUUACAUCAACCAAUUCAAAACCAUCCAGCCAGACCUCAAUGGCUUUAUACCUGGUUCCGCAGCGAAAGAGUUCUUCACCAAAUCCAAGCUCCCCAUCCUGGAGUUGUCCCACAUCUGGGAGCUGUCUGACUUUGACAAGGACGGGGCCCUGACACUGGAUGAGUUCUGCGCUGCCUUUCACCUGGUGGUGGCGAGGAAGAACGGCUAUGACCUCCCAGAGAAGCUUCCAGAAAGCCUCAUGCCAAAGCUGAUAGACUUGGAUGACUCAGCAGAGGUCCCAGAGACGGCCCCUGACGUGGGUUACUCAGGGUCACCCGUGGAGGUGACCCCCAACAAGUCCCCCUCCAUGCCCUCCCUCAACCAGACCUGGCCCGAGAUGAACCAGAACAACGAGCAGUGGGAGACCUUCAGCGAGCGCUCGUCCAGCUCACAAACGCUGACCCAGUUUGACUCUAACAUUGCACCAGCGGACCCAGAUACAGCCAUCGUUCACCCUGUCCCCAUCAGGAUGACCCCCAGUAAGAUCCAUAUGCAGGAGAUGGAGCUGAAGAGAACAGGAAGUGACCACACACACCCGACCAGCCCUCUGAUGGCGAAGCCCGCGGAGCUGUCGGAGGACGCCAAGCUAGCCAGCUCCAUGAAGUUCGUACCGGCCAGCACAGGGAUGAUGUCGUCUCUUCCCGUCGGCGAUGGCUACAGCAGUUCGGACUCCUUCACCUCGGACCAGGAGCCAAUCACGAGCGCGGUAACGAGACAACGGUCCCACUCGGGGGCGUCCCCCGAGAGUCUGAAGGUGGUGGCACCCCCCCCGCCGCCACCCCGGCCCCAGGCGUCCCACUCGCGCUCCUCCUCUCUGGACAUGAACCGCAGCUUCGCCGCCGUGGCCCCACCCCCGGGACCGCCCCAGCAGCAGGGCGGAGCCGUGGCCUAUCCCCCCGCCGUGCCCCCCAGGCCUCUGAACACACAGACGUCGGGUCCCCACAGCCAUCGUUCGGACGAGGGUCUGUCCUCCCCACAGCAGAUCCCAGAGCAGCCCAACUUCGCAGACUUCAGCCAGUUCCAGGCCUUUGCCUCCUCCGAGCAGCCAGGCGCAGAGACAGAUACACACCCAGACACACACACACAGUCGGAGAAGCCGUCAGAGUCAGCAGGGCCGCUGAGAUCCGUGAAGAGCAUAGAGGAGGAGAGAUCCGCGGCCGCAGUCAACUCCGCCAAGGGCUCGAGCGGCCCCCUGGCCCCUCCCCCCAAGCCGGUGAGGCGGAGGCUGAAGUCGGAGGAUGAGCUUAGGCCGGAGGACGAGCCACCCCAGAAGACCACCAUCAUCACCGCCGUGCUCGCCACACAAGCCUCCAUACCCAGGUCUGUGGGAAAGGAUAAGAAGGCCAUCCAAGCCUCGAUCAGGAGAAACAAAGAGACCAACACCGUGCUUGCCAGGCUCAACAGCGAACUACAACAGCAGCUUAAGGACUUGCUAGAAGAAAGGAUAUCUCUGGAGGUCCAACUGGAGCAGCUCAGACCUUUCUCACAUCUCUAACCAGUGUGUGUGUGUGUGUGUGUGUGUGUGUGUGUGUGUGUGUGUAUGCCUGUGUGUGCACGGAGGACGACUCCGUCAGUCGAAGAUACUAGAACUCUGAAGAAGGGGCCUUCUGCGUGGCGCACAUGCCCCAACAACUAACCCCGCCCCUUCGUUGUCUCCUCACCCCCUGAACUGUGCUCUACUCUGCCAUUGGCUGAUUGCUGGCACCACACACACAUUUAGAAGUCACCAGUUGCACCAGAGAGGGGUCGGGUGGGGAAUGUUACAUGUACUGGCACUUUUAUUUCUACCAGAGUAAACAAAGAUGAGCAGAUUCCGAAGUCGACGAGGCGCGCACACACACAUACAUACACACACACAUUGAACUGGAGUUAGUCUUUCCCCUGUUCACCAUGACUAGUAUUCAGAUGAUACGAGUGCCGUGUGUGUGUCCGUGCUAUCGUGUGUGUGUCGGAAUUCUGGUGGAUGGGGUUGUAGGUGAAGAUGAUGCCUAAUUCUGGAUGGCCCAUAGCUGAUCAUGGGAUCAUAUGGGUGACAGGAACUCCUUAUAUGUUACCUCCUGCUUACUGUCUACCCCACAAUGUAAAAGUGGACUUUGUGUGUUUGUGUGUGUACGUACGUGCGUGUGUGUGCGUAGUGGAUGUACCUAUGUGCACAGGCAACGGUUACAUAAAUGGCAUGAGGCGAGGAGUGUAUGCAUUCUGUUUUCUAUGUCAGCGACUUUUCUUUUUGCAAUUUAGUUUCUUUCUCUCUCUCUCGCUCUCUCCUCCUCGCUCUGCUCUUGCCUCCUCAAAUCUCCUGGAGCCUGGAUGUCCAGCCAGGGCACAUCAUGUGACGUAAACCUGCCUUCUGUUGCCCUUAAACACCAGGGGGCGUGUUCAGAAGGCCCCGCCUUUAUUAAAAGAGGUUGAAACCAGAGAGGGUUUCAAUCCGCCAAGCUCUCCUCAAGUCCAUUCUGCAACGGUGUGCGGUGUUGACCUCUCUUGAAUCCCUCCCUCAUGUCAUGCCCAGUUAUGGAAGUGAGACCCAUAUAACCCCACUGCACUUUGGCCCCCUUAACCUUUUUAACUGUCGUUCUGUCCUUGUCCAAACUCUUGACACCAUCUAAACCCGCAUGUCCUCCUUCAUCCGAAAACUGCUUACAAUUCAAACCGAACCACUCGAUUUAUACCUGCAAAUCCUAAACAAAACUAGUAUGUGUUGGUACCUUAAUAAUUUGUUUCACUUUUUUCCGUUUUUUUGUUGUGUUUAUUCUUUGAACUUCCUGUGUUUUCGAAAAUAACCUGUCCUCUAAAAGCCUUACUCCUUCCUGGCGUUCAGGUUGUCACGGUAACCUCCUUGUGUUGCACCAAGGCUAGCCUUCUUUUUCUGUUCAGGACGAUGAUGAAGAUGUACUGUACGAGAGGAGUAUGUUGUAUAUUGUAUAUGAUACACACCUUUUGAUCUCAUGUGUAAAUUUGCAUUAAUUGCUGACUAACAGCAAAAAAUAUUCUAUUUAAUUGCUUCUAUUAUGGCUGUGGGAUCCUAGAUGUUAUACUGCAUGGAUGUAUCUCUGCAGAAUAAACUAGCAGCUGUGUGAUUUUUACACAAAAAUAAAAACGGCACAAUAUUUUAA
Messenger RNA from Osmerus eperlanus (European smelt), 4586 nucleotides. It is a transcript of the gene reps1, whose product is annotated as RALBP1 associated Eps domain containing 1. Gene Ontology annotation, molecular function: calcium ion binding; molecular adaptor activity; protein binding. Gene Ontology annotation, biological process: endosomal transport; clathrin-dependent synaptic vesicle endocytosis. Gene Ontology annotation, cellular component: plasma membrane; presynaptic membrane; cytoplasm. The record is from RefSeq and is a predicted model, not a curated record. Lineage: Eukaryota; Metazoa; Chordata; Actinopteri; Osmeriformes; Osmeridae. The coding region runs from base 626 to 2968 and encodes 780 amino acids. The transcript is spliced from 19 exons.